AUGAUUUUGGAUACGUCAUCACCGCCUUCGGAGCUGCAUUUAAGUGCGUUAUACGGACGUUAUCAACACUGGAGGUUUCCUUCCGUCCACACAUCUGAUAGUUCGACAGAAGACGCUUCAAUUGAGUCUUCCCUCACUUCUUUGUGUGCGCUGGUCGUAAAGUUUGAGGCAUUGACACGUGAGGAUCUUCGAGUAGGGUUUGCCCCCUCUCCUGAUGCUUCAAUGGACGGCUACGUGAACGCAAAAACAGGUAAAAGACGCCACAAAUCUUCUUGUGUCGAAUGGAAGUAUGAAGUGGCGGUUGGAACGAGUGGAAACACUGAACUGAUAUGGAGAAAAUCGGCCUCGGGAUUUAGCAAAGAGGUGGAUCUUGUCCGGGUUUUUACGGGUCGUACGUGCUCAUCUCAAGAAUUCAUCCCGUAUUGGAUUGUGGUGGACGUCAAGGACGGCUUACUGUCGAUUGGCGUGGGUGCUCAUGUGGGGCACGACGUCUUAGCAACGUGUCAAGACCCGGACUUUGUUCGUGUCACGCAGACUGCAUUCACCUCUUGGGACUCGUCCGUGUCUCUACGUAAUGUUCAAGUUUCUGGAGUUUAUGAAGGACAAACAGAGGCUUUUGCAGCUGCUAAGGGGGCUGCAUUUUCUUCUCCGAAAAUUAUGGUGAGAGCUGAUCCAUUGGGCAAGCAAGAUUUGCUGACGGUUGAGCAGCGGCAACAGUAUGAGACUGAGUAUGCGACUUCGAAGCGCCGAGCGGAGAGAUUUGGAGCGCCAUUCGUACCGCCAGAUAUCAAGAAGUUUUUAGAUCCACGAGAAGUGAGGAAGUUGCAGCGGACGGGAGCAAUUUUGCCGGGUUUUACGACGGGUAUUGAUAUUACAAGUCAAGAAGAACAAAGCAAGAGAAUUCAUCGCAUGAAGCGCUUUGACACGCCGCAAUUUGCAGUAGAAUACUCUGCUGAGACAGCUAGGGCACUCGAGCAGGGACUUACGCAGGAAGAAUGGGUUGAGAGGCAGCGCGACCGAGAAAAGUUGCGUGUUCGUGCUCAGAAGUUUGGGCUUUCUGCUGAAGAAGAUCGAUCGCAAGCGAUUUCGACAGGCCUAAAUCCGGCGUCUGCUAAGGUCGCGCGUGAACGCUGCGACGUUAAGGCGGCCGAGGAAAGAGAAGCAGUGGCAUUUCGUGAGGACGCAUUGCACAUGUACUCGCUGGACGACAAGUUUCAGCAAGUUCGUACAAGCGAUGUCAUGGAGUAUUUUGCUGGGUACGGUCCCGCAUACGUAGAGUGGCUCAAUGACAGUUCGUGUACUGUUGUUUUUCAAGACAAUUUUACCGCUAAUAGAGUGCUUAUUGCAUUGGGUCAGGAGAUUUUGCCGCGGCAAGUUUCGAAGCAAAAGGAGAAGGUAAAAACCGAAAGUUCACCAGCGUUCGAAGAAGAUGUUGAUAUGGCAGAUGUGGAAUUACGUGCUGAUAAUAAUCCUGCUAUGGUAACGAAGGAUGAAGAAGAGAAGGUUAAGAACUUUGAUGUCGCCUUUUAUCGCUCGCAGUGGUAUAUGGGUAACAGACUUAUUGGCAGUCAGACGCAACAUCCUGAUAAGAAAUGGAGAGUACUGCUACGGAAGGCUACCGACGAGGACUUUCCGCCUGAAAAGAUCCCAAAGAAGGGCAUGUACCACUCUCGAGGCAACCAGCGUCAUGACGCGCGCAGCAGUCGCCAUCGUAAUGAUCGCGACUUUGGGUCUUCAUCACGACAAGGCAGCGGUCGCACGCGAGCUCAUCCUUAUGGAGAAUUUCGCGAGGAUCGACGUGGUGAAGAAUCUUUAGUAAGCCGGCGUCAUCGCAAUAAAAAUGAUGACCGCGACACUGGUAAACCGUCUCGGCGUAUUCGUAUCAACGCUGAUGGCUCCAUUAAUAUUGUCCGCGACGGGGACGCGGCAACGGAAGCACUUUCGAGUAAACCAACACGCAAGAAACAACGUGUGGAAGCAACCAAGUCCAAAUCAGCUCCGACUGCAUACUGA
Messenger RNA from Peronospora belbahrii, 2013 nucleotides. Lineage: Eukaryota; Oomycota; Peronosporomycetes; Peronosporales; Peronosporaceae. The record is from the annotation of a GenBank genome assembly.